CCAAUAAGGUGGCACCACAAAUCCCUCCACGUUAUCACCAAUCCCACCCUCCGAUCCCUUCCUAUUCCCCUCGAUCUUCGUGUCAACUCUUCAAAAAGUCUUUCCCCCAUAAAAAACCCUUUCCCCCCUCACUCUGAUUCUCCAAUCCGCGAAAUCAAAUUAAAUGCAGUGAGUGAGAGGUAGAGAGAGAGAGAGAAAACGUGCUUAAUUAAUCGAGUAAUUAAUUAAGCAGCGCAGGAAAUGGCGUUUCAUGAGCAUCUACCGCACGAAAUCACGUUUCAGGCGUUCGCGGAGGAGCAGCAGUUAGGUCAGAGCAGGGACAUGCAGCGGCUGUUGCCGCUCUCCGGCGGGGCGCCGACGUGGCUGAACGGCGGGAGCGUCCGGCAGCAGAAUUUCCUCCACCUGCAGCCGGAGUCGGUGGGGGCGCAGCAAAACGACGACGUUCGGGGGGGCAUGGAUCGGAACCGGACGGAGAGCAACUCGGAAGCGGACGAUUUGGCGGAAUACAAAGCAGACAUUCUGAGACACCCACUUUACGAUCAGCUCCUUUCCGCUCACGUCUCCUGUUUGAGGAUCGCCACCCCCGUUGACCAGCUUCCGAGGAUCGACGCUCAGCUUCAGCAGUCGCAGCGCGUCGUUGACAAAUACUCUGCACUCGGAAACGCCGUCGUUGAUGACAAGGACCUUGAUCAAUUCAUGACGCAUUAUGUUAUACUACUCUGUGCUUUCAAAGAACAAUUGCAACAACAUGUUCGUGUUCAUGCCAUGGAAGCUGUUAUGGCUUGUUGGGAGCUCGAGCAAUCGCUACAAAGCUUGACCGGUGUAUCUCCCGGUGAAGGAACGGGUGCAACAAUGUCCGAUGAUGAAGAAGACCAGGCUGAGAGUAAUGCCAACUUAUACGAAGGAAGCAUGGAUGGUGCUGAUAGCCUCAGCUUUGGCCCUCUUGUUCCCACUGAGACCGAAAGAUCCUUGAUGGAGCGUGUGAGGCAGGAGUUGAAGCAUGAGUUAAAACAGGGUUAUAAGGACAAGAUUGUGGACAUAAGAGAAGAAAUUCUACGAAAGAGAAGAGCGGGGAAGCUCCCAGGCGACACCACAUCCCUUUUAAAAGCUUGGUGGCAGUCACAUUCUAAAUGGCCAUAUCCAACAGAAGAAGACAAGGCAAGGUUGGUGCAGGAAACAGGCUUGCAAUUAAAGCAGAUAAAUAACUGGUUCAUAAAUCAAAGGAAAAGGAAUUGGCAUACUAAUCCUUCUUCUUCUAGUGGCUCUAAAAGCAAACGCAAGAGUGGUGCAGGUGAAACAAGUAACCAGAGCUUCAUGUGAAUGGACACCUGAUUUAAACAAGGAAAAAAAAUUAUAUAUUGUUAUUCUUCAUUUUAUGCAACAAUAUGGUGAGAUUCGUAUGACCAGCUAGAGCUUACAGUGAGAAGCAUGGAACUGAAAUGGAGGAAUAUGGAUGCUAAAGCGUUAUUUGUGAUACCAACAUUUACUUGGUUCAUUUACAGAAAUACCUAGUAUUGUUGUAUAUGAGGCUGCUGAGUUGAUACCUGAUAUAUAUUGUUGCAUGCGCUAUCUAUUCGGUUCAAUGGGUAUCUAUGAAUGCAUGCUGAUACGUGUAUUUGUAAUGUACUACUAUUACACUUCAAAGUUUUUGAAAGAAAAAAAAAACGUAGAA
Messenger RNA from Cajanus cajan (pigeon pea), 1672 nucleotides. RefSeq names its product homeobox protein knotted-1-like 13. Gene Ontology annotation, biological process: regulation of DNA-templated transcription. NCBI's taxonomy places the organism in Eukaryota, Viridiplantae, Streptophyta, Magnoliopsida, Fabales, Fabaceae. The record is from RefSeq and is a predicted model, not a curated record. Gene Ontology annotation, molecular function: DNA binding. Gene Ontology annotation, cellular component: nucleus.